Messenger RNA from Tarenaya hassleriana, 1089 nucleotides. Its product is annotated as histone deacetylase HDT1-like. The coding region runs from base 103 to 939 and encodes 278 amino acids. The transcript is spliced from 10 exons. Lineage: Eukaryota; Viridiplantae; Streptophyta; Magnoliopsida; Brassicales; Cleomaceae. The record is from RefSeq and is a predicted model, not a curated record.
AACCCCACGCUUAUUAGCCUCUUUCACCGUCUUCCAUCUCUUAGGAAAAUCCCUUAACUCAUUUCUCUAACUUCCCGUUUCCUUUGUUCCCGAUUCUCAGUUAUGGAGUUCUGGGGAGUGGAAGUCAAAGCUGGGAAGCCUGUGAAAGUAAACCCUGAUGAGGAUGCCCUUAUCCACAUCUCUCAGGCCUCUCUCGGUGAGGCCAAAGACAAAAAGGGGGCAGAAUCUGUGCCCUUGUUUGUGAAAGUGGGUGACCAGAAACUUGUUAUGGGAACCCUUUCCCAAGGGAACUUCCCUCAGAUUAGCUGUGAUUUGGCCUUUGAGAAAGAGUUUGAACUUUCUCACAACUGGAAGCAUGGGAGUGUCUACUUCAUGGGCUACAAAUCCCCAAACUUUGAGGGACAAGAUGAGGAGGGAUUUUAUUCUGACUCAGAAGGAUCAGAUGGGGAGGAGGUCCCUGCAUCUGUAACUGAGAAUGGAAAACCUGGAGCAGCUGUAGGGAAUGCCAAGGCAGCAGAAGUGAAACCAAAGGCCAAGGCCAAGGCCGCAGAAGUGAAAAAGGUUGAGAAGCUUGCAUCAAAGGAUGACGACUCUGAUGAAGAUGAUGAAUCCGAGGAAGAAGGGAUGGGUCUUGAUGAUUCGGAUGACUCAGAGUCAGAGGAUAAAGUCGUGGAGACGCCUGAGAAGGCUGCACCGACCAAGAAGAGGGUGAAUGAGUCUGCUCCCAAAACACCUGUCCCGUCAAAGAAGGCGAAGGCAGAUGCUUCUACUCCCCAGAAGAAGAUAGGGAUGGGUGCAGAAGAGAAGAAGGGUGGGAAGAAGACACCGGCUAAUGGAUCGAAAUCCGGUGGACAGUUCUCAUGCGGUUCUUGCAAGAAGUCGUUUAACUCGGACAAUGCACUUCAGUCGCACGACAAGGCCAAGCAUGCUGCCAAGUGAAGAAGCGGCUUCAAUGCCAGACGUGACGGUCCUUUGUGUUGUUUUGUCGGAGCAACAUUCUAUCCCAUUAUUUACGUCGAAUUUUGGCUCAUCAUGCAAAAACAAAUUUUACCUUCGGAUUUAUUUAUUCAUUUAUUUUUCUACUUUUUA